Messenger RNA from Trichoderma harzianum CBS 226.95, 1557 nucleotides. RefSeq lists its product as hypothetical. Lineage: Eukaryota; Fungi; Ascomycota; Sordariomycetes; Hypocreales; Hypocreaceae. The transcript has a single exon. The record is from RefSeq and is a predicted model, not a curated record. Bases 1 to 1557 code for a protein of 518 amino acids.
AUGGCGACUCACUAUAACCAGUAUGCAUGGCAACAGAUCGAGCAGAGGGUUUGGCAACGCUCCGUUGACGAGAUCGAACGAUCUUAUGCUGCUUUGUCGAAGCUGUACGAAGGUAGCGGUCGAAUGUUUUUCGCCAUUACCGGCCACAUAUCGCUUUCCAUCGACCUCGUUGACUCCUUUCACGAUGACUUAGAUUCUCGCGUUGAUACGGCUCUGCGUAAUGCUUGGCUCACGCUGAGACAUGAUCACCCCACAAUUGUGUCACAAGUCAAACACGAUACCAGCACGAAUGGAUUUACAAAGGUGUAUCGCACAAUUCCUACUAUAGCUGAUCAGCGGGCCUGGAUCGAUGAAACGUUCGUCACAAUCUCUACCGAUAAGACCGGAUCUGAAUGGGCAAAUAACGAUCCUCCGGCUCCAAAGCUUCCAACAUUGUUUGUCAUCACACCGCCAUCUGUGCUACAUGAAGAAAACCGCCCUGGCCCGAUCCGCCGCGAUCUUGUUCUACGUUCUCCUCAUGACGUUAUUGAUGGUGUUGGUACUCUGCUUCUCUUAGGAAAUCUUGUUAAAAUCGUGUCAAAAGCAUACGAUCAAGGAUCUUCGUUCGAACUGCCUACAUUUGACAACGGCUCCGAGCUAAGCAACAUGAGUCCACCUUUUCGUGUGGCUGCAAAUGUACCGAAAAGCCUGACAGAGACUCAGCAACAGCGGUUAGCGAACGUAGCAUCUUUAAAAGAACAACAAUUGGCAAGCGACAUCCCACCGCUACUCAUUCCGUGGAAGAAAGGGGAAAUUACUCCGGGGAAGCACCAGCGGGUUGCGCUGAUGCUCUCACAAGAGAGGACUUCGACGCUACUACACGCAUGCUCAUAUAUUGGCGUUACUGUAACCCAUAUCUUCCAUGCUGCUAUUCCUCUCAUGAUGAGGAAUCUUCAAGAAAAGCGCUCUAAACCACAGACGCUUAGAUAUGUCAGCUACAUUUUACGGAACGAACGUGGAAACUGCACUGAGCCGUACAACUCUGCAAAGCAUCCGGCCGCAUUAUAUCACUCAGUAUCAGGAACAAGCCUCCUAGUAGAUAUGAUCAUCCCAGCUGUCGGCAGUAGCCAUACUGUAGACCAGCAACAGUCGGAAUCUGAGGAAUUCUUUAGAGUUCUCCAAGAGAUGAAGCAGUUUUACCACGAUGUCCGCGAUGAUGCAGAACAUUAUCAACUUGUGCCUUACUAUUGGGCCUCUAGCACACGACAGCUGCCACCAGCGGCCAAGGAGCCUUUGCCUAUACCGCCUCCAAGCACUCAGCCGUCCGUAUCAAUCUCUAGCAUGGGACUCAUUGAUAAUAUUAUACCUACAAAGGCUGGUGGCAUCUCGGUUUCUGAUCCAUGGGUAACAGGAGAAGAGCUUCGGAAUGGUCUUGGGUUCUUUUUGGGAACAUAUAGGGGCCAACUGUGUCUAAGCGCUGCAUACAACGAUGCGUGGCAUGAUAGGCAAGAGGUCGAAACUUAUUUAGAAAUGUGUGUAGAUAUUGCGUUUAAAGGCCUUAAAUCUUAUAUAUUCUAG